AUGCACUACGGCGCUUAUCCCGGCCAUUAUCCCACGGCGCCUCAAGCGGGAGCGUCUUAUCACCAGCAGCCGGCUCACGGUGCUGCUCCUCCGCCUCCUUAUGUUGCGCCUCAAGCCCAAGUUCCGUCACAACCGUAUGCGGUCGUGGGGUCGCAGUAUUGCCUGCCGUACGAGACUGUGCUUGUAAUGAAGGAGAAGAUGUUCUCGUUAAGCGAAGCGAAGAAGGUCAAAGAUACAAACGGGAAUCUGCACUUCAAAGUCGCAAACAGACUGCUAUCCAUUCCCAACAAGACGGAAAUUCUGGACGCCACAGGAGCACCCGUGUGCAUGCUAGUAGGCAAGGUGUUAACUCUGCACAACACCACCUACCUCUGCCCGGGGAGCAGCACAGAAACCGACGGUCACUUGCUUAGAGCAAGGAGACCUUACAUCACCUUUCAACCCGUUAUUGAGGUGUUUUUACGGGAUCGUCACCUGCAACAACAUGCUAUUGGCCGAAGUGAACCGUGA
Molecule: messenger RNA, 510 nt
Organism: Closterium sp. Naga37s-1
Lineage: Eukaryota; Viridiplantae; Streptophyta; Zygnematophyceae; Desmidiales; Closteriaceae
Source: the annotation of a GenBank genome assembly